This is a messenger RNA of Penicillium olsonii, 795 nucleotides long. Lineage: Eukaryota; Fungi; Ascomycota; Eurotiomycetes; Eurotiales; Aspergillaceae. The record is from the annotation of a GenBank genome assembly.
AUGAGCGUCCAACAAAAGUUGACAAAUGGUCUAGGAAAGCAAGUGGUCUUCGUGACUAACAACAGCACCAAGUCGCGCGCAGACUACCGCAAGAAACUUGAGGGAUUGGGUAUCCCCAGUACAGUGGAAGAGAUCUUCUCCUCCUCUUACAGUGCGUCCAUUUACAUUUCCCGCAUUCUGCAACUCCCCGAGAACAAGCGCAAGGUCUACGUGAUCGGCGAGACAGGCAUUGAGCAAGAGCUCCAGUCCGAGAACGUACAGUUCAUUGGCGGUACAGACCCUGCAUACCGCCGCGACAUUACCCCAGAAGAUUACAAGAAGAUCGCCGCUGGCGAUGAAUCCCUGCUAGACCCGGAAGUCGGCGUCGUGCUCGUCGGCCUCGACUUCCACUUCAACUACCUUAAGAUGGCGCUGGCCUACCACUACGUGAAGCGUGGGGCCGUUUUCCUCGCCACCAACAUUGACUCCACGCUGCCGAACUCGGGGACUCUCUUCCCCGGUGCCGGCUCAAUGAGUGCGCCUCUGAUUAUGAUGUUGAACCAAGAGCCUGUCGCUCUUGGAAAGCCCAGUCAGGCUAUGAUGGACUCUGUUGAGGGUAAGUUCAAGUUUGAUCGUAGCCGCACUUGCAUGGUGGGUGACCGUGUCAACACGGAUAUUCGAUUUGGACUUGAAGGCAAGCUUGGUGGUACCCUUGGUGUGCUCACUGGUGUUUCCUCAAAAGAGGAAUUUUUGACUGGAGAUGUCAGACCUCACGCUUAUCUGGACAAGCUUUCUGACUUGCUGGGCUCGGAAUAA